AUGGCACCUUUAUAUCAAGCUAUCAAUGUCCAAUUUUACGAGAAUGUGCCCGGUUCACAUGCUGUCUAUCGUGCGGUAGCUGACCCAGAAUGGACAGUAGCUGCGGUGCCCAACGGCGGCUACCUCCUAGCGAACGUUGUCGAUGCAUGUAUGCAGUUCCAAGCUUUAGCAAAGUCGCAUCCAGAUCCCAUACAUGUUACGGCCCAUUUCCUGCACAGCACCGCCGCUGCUCCGUUCGAUAUACACAUCCGAGUUCAAAAACGAGGGAAAGGGUUCACGAAUCUUGUAGCAGAGCUCAUACAGAAUGACAAGACUACCAUCACAUCCCAUCUCAUCUUUGGGAUCCUCACCCCAUCACCUGAUUCUCCAAACAAGACGCUUGCGCCUCCUUCGCCCUACGCUCGACGAGUGCCUUUGUACCGGCAUCCGUCUACCGCCCCAAUAGAACUUGAGAAGAUUCGGGACGUAUACAAAUUUAGACGGCACUUCCAGUGUACGCAGGAGCCUGAGAUCCGAGCCAGGGCUGCUUUGGAUAGCCCGACGCGUACCAACAAGACAACAGUCGGUGGCGGAGGCGUGGAAGGUGGCACUUGGUUCGGCCUCACGGACAGGAACGAACGAAUAACGACGCCUUCCCUUGCUCUGUUUGCGGACGCCUUCUUGAAUAUUCCCUUGCUGAUACCGAAGAGUGAACCACAAGCGCUUAGAUGGGGCUGGUUCCCUACGAUGGUCAUAACGCUCGAGUUUAAGUUUUCGAUACCUCCACCGUCUAAACACCACGCAACCCGGACGGUUGGGAUGUUUUGGCGUGGAAACUUCGUAAAUGACCCUCAAGGGAGACACGAAACGUACGUGGAGUUGUGGAGUGCACCGUCGGAUAUCGGGGAAGGCAUCGAGCUCGACGGUUGGCGGGACAAUCAAGUCUGUUUGGCUGUCGCUAAUCAGAUGUCUCUGAGCCUCCCCAUGGAGGUUAAUCUCAAGCAAGGGAGUAAUGACUCGGCGAAACUGUGA
Molecule: messenger RNA, 1011 nt
Organism: Desarmillaria tabescens
Lineage: Eukaryota; Fungi; Basidiomycota; Agaricomycetes; Agaricales; Physalacriaceae
Product: thioesterase-like superfamily-domain-containing protein
Exons: 5
Coding region: 1-1011 (336 amino acids)
Source: RefSeq, a predicted model, not a curated record